GCCGAUGAACUCAAUCUAGUAGGCAACCUAACCCGGCCAGCCUUGGCACAACUUUUUACCUCCCCACCACACCACCGCGGCGGCUCGUGUUCACCACACCUCCACGUCAACCCGGGCCCACCAUGAACGUACUCCACCCCUCACGGUUCCGGCUGCUCGCCACCGUCCCACGGGGGCUCAGCCUCGCACCCAAGCCGCAAACCCGCGCGAUCUCGUGGUUCGGCUUCGGCGGCGGUCCCAAAGCGGCCAGCACCAACGACUCCGCAUCCCGCAGCAUCGCCGACCUGCUCAAGCAAUCACCGAAGGUGUCACAAGCUCAGCAGAUGCCCACACGGGGAACCCUCGAUGAGUCCUCGAUCUUCGGCUCCGAAGACGCCGACGCCGUCACCACCUCACAGGAAAUCGAUCUCACCGCAAACCGGCUCCUCCGCGAUCCUAACCGCCACCAGUGGGGCUGGCUCAAGACUUCGGCGGCUCGCGAUCUGCGCCGCCGCGGGAGAUUGACCCGCCAGGAGCGCAUCGCACAGACGGAGCGUGAGCAUACCGUCGCUUCGCACUUUAUCAAGACUUCCAUGAAGAAGUUGGCGCCGCUCGCUAGACAGAUUAUGGGGAAGAGUGUGGAUGAUGCGAUCACGCAGAUGAGGUUCUCGCCGAAGAAGGCUGCGAGGGAUGUGUUGGCCCACUUGUACCAUACGAGGAACGAGGCGGUUGUCAGGAAGGGUAUGAAGACGGAGGAGAUGUAUAUUGCCCAGGCGUGGGUUGGGAGGGGGCCGUUCGAGAAGGGACUCAACCACAGAGCCAAGGGAAGGAUUGAUAUGCUCAUGUUACCGUUUACCAGCAUUACGUUACAGUUCAAGGAGCAUGCUACUCUGGAGAGAAUUGCGAGAGAACAGAAGGAGAAGCGGGAACGACGGCCGGUACGACAGCAUCUUCCCAGCCGGCCGAUAUACGGUCAGCGGCAAUACUACCAAUGGUAGACGAACGCGGAUGGUCGGUGGUGGGGGCAUCAUGUAACAUAUCAUCACAAAAAGAAGAAAGGCGU
Messenger RNA from Tricharina praecox, 1042 nucleotides. RefSeq names its product ribosomal protein L22/L17. Gene Ontology annotation, biological process: ribosome assembly; translation. The record is from RefSeq and is a predicted model, not a curated record. Gene Ontology annotation, cellular component: mitochondrial large ribosomal subunit; ribosome. The transcript is spliced from 2 exons. Bases 123 to 977 code for a protein of 284 amino acids. Gene Ontology annotation, molecular function: structural constituent of ribosome. NCBI's taxonomy places the organism in Eukaryota, Fungi, Ascomycota, Pezizomycetes, Pezizales, Pyronemataceae.